This is a messenger RNA of Bacillus rossius redtenbacheri, 3124 nucleotides long. It is a transcript of the gene Wdr37, whose product is annotated as WD repeat-containing protein 37. Lineage: Eukaryota; Metazoa; Arthropoda; Insecta; Phasmatodea; Bacillidae. Bases 131 to 1612 code for a protein of 493 amino acids. Gene Ontology annotation, molecular function: protein binding. The transcript has 10 exons. The record is from RefSeq and is a predicted model, not a curated record.
AAUAUUUAUGCGACCCUGCAAGUAGAAGCACUGUGUAUGAUAAACGUCAACAAGGGCGGUGUUACUGUAAUCGAAAAUUUGAGUGCUUGUGGUAAAUAAGUUUUACAUAUUUUGCUAUUUGAGAAGUGAAAUGCCACAGGAUUUACAGAAUCUAACUACCAAGCCUAAAACUAAAAAAAUUAGUAUUCCUCGAGCUCAGAGCAACAUAGAUGAAAUUCAAAAUCUCCAAUGCUCAAAUUUCAGGCCAGAUCUUGACAUGGAAAACAAUUUACCACCCGCCAUAAGGUCACGUUUACAAGAUCUCUUUGCCCAAAUUGAAAAGGAGUUUGAGUUAUUGUAUUCGGAGAAUGUGAAUUUUUUUUGUGAUUUUUGUGCAGUACAAGAGAAAAUCGAAAACUUGAACGAGCGUUUGGAACGAGAAUCAAACCUAGGGGACAAGCAAAGCUAUGACUUUACUGAUUUUGACAAUACUUCAUCUAAGGGAUUUCCCAAAGUGAAAACAAACGCGUCACAGAAAGUGAAGACGGCUCACAAGCUGAAAGCGCAGACCAGCAAGAUAGUGUCGAGCUUCAAGGGUCCGACGGUGAGCUGCUCGCUGGUGCGAGAGUUCUCCGGCCACCGGGACGGCAUCUGGGAGGUCAGCGUGGCCCGUCCCGGCCAGCCGUACAUCGGCACUGCGUCCGCCGACCACACGGCGUGCAUUUGGAGCAUCGAGAGCGGGCGCUGCCUGCUGCGGUACCAAGGCCACGGCGGGUCGGUGAACUCGAUCCGGUUCCACCCCAGCCGGGACCUGGUGCUGACGGCGAGCGGCGACCAGACGGCCCACGUGUGGCAGGCCGUGGUCACCUGGGACCAGCAGAAGGGCCACUCGUCGGAGGAGGAGCUGGACGCCGGCGAGAAGGGGGAGGAGGUGGACAGCGGGCCGGAGGGGGGCGCCCCCUCCCUGCGCACCCCGGUCUGCGAGCUGAAGGGCCACGCGGCGGUCGUCAUGGCCGCGGACUGGCUGCCGGGGGGCGACCAGGCCAUCACGGCCUCCUGGGACCGCACGGCGGGGCUGCACGACGCCGAGACGGGCGAGCUGGUGCAGUCGCUCAGCGGUCAUGAUCACGAACUAACCCACAUAUCGUCCCAUCCCUUGCAGCGUCUCGUGGUGACUUCCUCGCGGGACACUACGUUUAGGCUGUGGGACUUUCGAGAGCCAAUCCACUCUGUAUCCGUGUUCCAAGGGCACACGGACACGGUGACGUGUGCCGUGUUCACGCGGGAGGACAAGGUGGUGUCCGGCUCGGACGACCGCAGCGUCAAGGUGUGGGACCUGCGCAACAUGCGCUCCCCGCUCGCCACCAUCCGCUCCGACUCGGCGGCCAACCGGCUGGCGGUGUCGCCGGGCGGCGUCGUCGCCAUCCCGCACGACAACCGCCAAGUGAGGCUGUUCGACCUCGGCGGCCAGAGGAUAGCGCGCCUGCCCAGGACCAGUCGCCAGGGGCAUCGCCGAAUGGUUUCCUCUGUCGCAUGGGCGGAGGACAGCUCCAGUCUUUCCUGCAACUUCUUCUCGUGUGGGUUCGAUCGGCUUAUCCUUGGCUGGUCCGUGCAAUCUUUCAAAGACUUGUAAAGUGUGCGUUUAUCAUGCACUAUGUAAAAAUCUGUACGCGUGUUGAAUGUUUAUACAUACAGAAUAUUCCUCUAACGUUAGCUUACGUUUUUUUGUCAGACUGAUGUAAUUAGUGUUUGAAAGUCCAUUGUUGUUUUUAAAAAAAAAGUGCUUUUAGUUUCUUUUUUUAUUUAUCUGCUAAUGCAUGCAGUUGCACAUAAAUGGAAGUUUUUGAGGCUUAUCAUUAUUGAAUGAUCAGUAUGAUACGUAAAUAAAUAUUUGUUGAAUUGUGAUAAAGCCGAAAUAACACUGAAAAGCAUGUAACGCAGUUAAUACACCUGAAAGCACAAAAUGAAACAAAAAAAAUCAUGAAACUUUCAAAUUAAUCAGCAUAUUGAAUCAAAAUGACACUCAGAUUCCAAAAACAUAAUCUUGUAAUAUAUUAAAUUCACUGAAUGAAAAUUAUUUAGCAUGGACUUAAUACCAAAAUGUAUGUACUAAAUAGAUUGGAAAAAAUGUUUUUUUUAUAUUUAAACUUAUAUAUAACUAAUUUUUACAUAAUGACAUUGGCAAAAUAUAAAUAAAUUUUACAUUACAACAUUGGUACUAUUUCAAAUGCACAUACACUGCUGGUUUAUUUUUAUUUUUUCCAGGAGUGAGAUAUGUUUCUUACAAAUUAUUACAUUGUGCAUCAUGUAUCGGUCAAAAUGACACUGUUUUGGUGAAGUAAGUAUCAGUGAAUAAGUAAGAGUCAUAUUUAUUAAAAAAUUUUCUGUCUUAAUGAAUAAACAGAGGUUAUAAAAAAUAAAAAUAAUAUCACCAAAAUCCCCUUUGUUAAAAAUGAAAUCGGCCUAAAAAUUAAACCAUAAAAUUGUCUCUAGGUAUUGGUGAUAGUGAAAAGUAAAUACAAAACAACUGUUACGUACACUUAAAUUUCUUAUUUCAUUUAUGUGUGUGUAUUGUAUGUACAUAUAUUCCUUUCAUAAUGUACAAAUGUAAUUAUUGUACAAAUAGGUUAUAAAGUUAUAAUGUGUGUUUGAUGUGUUUCACCUUAAAUGUUGGCCUACCAGAUAAUUCUUGGCAUUAGCCUAGUUACUGUUGUUUUGUCACAAACUUAAUGUAAAACUUGUACGUAGUAUUUUGGUAGUUUCUUGAUUAUGUUACAGCUGUUUGCUGGAACAUCACGUGAAUUUUGCAAUAUGCUUACUAGAUUGUCAAUAUGCUUACAAUCUAUUAUUUACGACAAGCAUAAAUUGCAGACCAACCUCUUAAAUAUAACUUGUACUUCAAACUUACCUAAUUAAACACAUGUCAAUUUGUACCUUUUAAGAACACAAUAUAUUGUUCUAUGUAGGGCAAGUGACAUGAAAUAUUUGUGUUACAAACAUGAUUAUGUAUCAUUUAUUUUUAAAUGUCAAAUAGUAAUAUAUAUAUAAAAUUUUACUACUUGUACAGUUCCUGUUUUGUUUAAAACUACAGUUUGUUAUAAACGUGUGCCAUUUAUUGUUGUAAAUAUAAGUUUAUUGUAUGAAA